Messenger RNA from Micropterus dolomieu (smallmouth bass), 1896 nucleotides. RefSeq names its product crescerin-like protein che-12. Gene Ontology annotation, cellular component: cytoplasmic microtubule; cilium. Lineage: Eukaryota; Metazoa; Chordata; Actinopteri; Centrarchiformes; Centrarchidae. The transcript is spliced from 7 exons. The coding region runs from base 84 to 1631 and encodes 515 amino acids. Gene Ontology annotation, biological process: microtubule cytoskeleton organization. Gene Ontology annotation, molecular function: microtubule binding. The record is from RefSeq and is a predicted model, not a curated record.
UAACUGUUGAACCUGGUACCUGUCAGUCAGUGACUGAUCUGACAGAGAGAAAGUACUCACACUUGUUUCCACUUGUGGAAGUGAUGGAGAAACAACAAACAACAAACAUCUUCCACCAAUUUUGGAAGUGGACCCGGGGGGACCGGGAUAAUGGUGAUUGUAGACAAAAGAACCCUGAUAACUUCACCAGUGAGGCCAGGAUCCUGGACAUACAGAGGGAUGAGAGGGCUGCGUUAACUGAACGCACAGAAAGGCUGUGUGCUGUGACGAAAGCCAGAAACUAUGCUGUUCUGAAGAGACUGGGACUCUCUGUUCAGGACUUCACCCAGCCUUCACCUCAACCACCAGCUUUUCCCAGAAAAAGCAUAAAACCCUCUCGGCGGGAAAAGAGGAUCAGCUGUAUUUUAGAUGCACCGUGUUUGAACAUGGAGGACAUCGACAGAAACCAGAAGAGUCCUAAAGGUAUGGAUGAUGAGGACGAUGACUGCUUCAGGGACACGGUGCUUCCUGGCGGUCAGAUGACUGCACUUUUACGUAAGGAGGCUCAGACGGCAGACAGGGACGAGAGCCUAACUGCUUCGAUCAGCCUCAGCUCUGUAGAUACUCUCACACCCAAUGAGCUGAGGGCCAUUUCUCUGAUUGGAAGCCCUGUUGAGUUGACAACUUUCAAACCAAUUCAUGCUCCUCAAGCUGUUCUUCUAUCCAGGAGAAGAGCGUCUCGUCUGCCUGUGUUUUCUGCCAAACUCAGUGGAGCAGACAAGGAAGUCACUGAUGGUUGUAGGCUCCAAACUGCUAAAUAUAAAGUUGAGGCUAUUGUAACAAGACUGGAGCGCUUCCAGCUCAACUCUGUCCCUCCAGCUCGACCACAAGCCACUGCCAAGAGGAACCCUGAGGUGGCCCCAACCCUUCCAAGAGUUCGCCAAACCACAACAAGGGGAUCUCGACCCGGGAUGUUCCUUCCCCGUGCAAAGGUCAGUGGAGAAGGCAAGAAGACAGCCAGUGUGUGCAGCAUCCAGACUCCAAAUGAUAGAAAGGUUGAGCUGCAGCCGUUGACCAACCCUGUGGAGAGCCUGUCUCUCUGCUUCAGGCUUCUCUCCUCAGACGACUGGGUGAAGAAAAUAGACGGCUUGAAAACCAUGCAAGCUCUGGCACAGCACCACUCAGAGACCCUGAAGACCAAACUCCAUGAAGUGUGUUUGGUUCUCAUUGAGGAGGUGAAAAACUUGCGCUCCACGGUGUCAUGUGCAGCUAUGAACACUUUAGCUGAGCUUUACGUUCAGCUCCAGAAAGCCAUGGACCCGGAGGCAGAGGGAACAGGCCGAGCCCUGCUGUUGAAACUGGCACAGACUAGAAACGCCUUUAUUCAACAGCAGGCCAAUCUUGCACUAGAUGCCAUGGUGCAAAGCUGCAGCCAUGGUCGGAUCGUGAACGCUCUGUUGAACACAGGGCUGAGUCACCGUUGUGUUGCUUUAAGAGGGAGCAUGGCACAACACCUGCACCUGCUGGCCGACGGCCUUGGAGCAGCUCGCAUCUUGACAGCAGGAAGGAGCUUCACUGAGCGCUUCCUUACUGCCGUCUCGAAAAUCUCUGUGGAUGCUGCACCAGAAGUAAGGUGGGUUAUCAAGUUUUAGUUAGUGUACAAUUUCUCACUUGCUUGUGUCUUGUAAUUUGUGGCUCUUGUUUGUUUGCUGAGUGAGUGUUACCAUCAAUAUUGAACAUUGUGCUAAAUAAGAAACAUUCGGCAACAGGCACCAUGGAAAAGUUAUCCUCCAGGAACUGGCCCUCCAUAAGGACUUCCUGAGCCUGUGGACAAAGAUCAUUCCAGAAAAAGAAAGACGUUCACUAGACAAAAUCUUAAAGAAGGCCAAGAAGUAAAAAUGGAGGAUAUCUGCAGUA